This is a messenger RNA of Lepus europaeus (European hare), 1221 nucleotides long. Its product is annotated as CCAAT/enhancer-binding protein epsilon-like. Gene Ontology annotation, molecular function: DNA-binding transcription factor activity, RNA polymerase II-specific; RNA polymerase II cis-regulatory region sequence-specific DNA binding. The coding region runs from base 601 to 1209 and encodes 202 amino acids. Lineage: Eukaryota; Metazoa; Chordata; Mammalia; Lagomorpha; Leporidae. The record is from RefSeq and is a predicted model, not a curated record. Gene Ontology annotation, biological process: regulation of transcription by RNA polymerase II; DNA-templated transcription; myeloid cell differentiation. The transcript has 2 exons.
AUAAGGCAGGAUGGGGUUAAAAUGGAGUUGCUGAGCUAACUGCAUAUUGUUUUGCUUUUGUGCAAAAUGCUUUGGCUUGCAAAAUGCUGUUAUGAGAUAAUUGAACUAUAGCUGACCUUGUGACAUGUGAUAAUUGUUUUAAGUUUUAAAAACCACAAAAACAGAAGUUGAUCGGAAAUGUACCCAACCUAUGUCAUGAUGACCCCAUAUUUGUGCUUACUCAAGUACCUUGUGAUCUGUACCCUGGAAAAACCCUUUACCUUGUGAUAAUUUGUCAUGCUGUGGUUUAUCUUGUGAUCUUUUGUAAUGAUGUGGAGAUAUGCUAAUGUUGUGGUUUUAAUCCUUAAAUACUCUGUGCGGUUGAUGAUCGGGGCCUCUCUUCUCGCACUGCACCAGAGGGUGCUGUUGUGCUUAGAGUUGGCCCAUCUGCGCAGAUGUAAUAAACUUCCUCAUGCCCUUUGCAGCGAUUGGAAUGGAAUUCGUGUUUCUGGGGUCGGUAGAAGUGUGGGACACCUUUUGGGGUCUUACAUUCUUGGGGGCUCAUCCGGGAUUUGAGACCCCAGACCCACGCUCCAUUUUCCAAUCGGAGGCUUUGCUUAAAUGUUCACCUCCCGGGGCUUCGAAGGCUUCCAAGAGGAGCAGUCCCCGGCUUUGCUCUCCGACCUCUCUGCCAUGGAGUCAGCACCUGACAGCAGCCCAGGGAGCUACGACCCUGGGACUGUGGCUGUGAAGGAGAAGCUCCGGGAGAAGCUCCGGGGGCCAGAGGGCAGCCGAAGUGGCAGCCGGGGCAGCUACAAUCCCCUGCAGUACCAGGUGGCACACUGCGGGCAGACGGCUGUCCACCUGCCUCCGACCUUGACGGCACCAGGCCAGCCCCUGUGCGUCCCCGAGGCCCCCUUGGCCACCAUCGUGCCCCCCAACAGCCCCCUCAAGGCGCCCUCCCCGGCUGACCCCUCGCAGGAGGACAAGGAGGCAGUGAACAAGGACUGCCUGGAAUACCGGCUGUGGCGGGAGCGCAACAAUAUCGCCGUGCGCAAGAGCAGGGACAAGGCCAAGCGGUGCAUCCUGGAGAUACAGCAGUACAUGGCAGAAAAUGAGCAGCUGCGCAGCCGCGUAAGGCAGCUCACGCAGGAGCUGGAUAUCCUGCGCAGGUGUUUGAGAGCUAUUAUAAAUUUGUUGUCAUUGGUCAGCACAGAAAUUAAAAAUUAAGGUCAUAAAAAA